UAUGUUACUGUGAUGAUGAGCAACCCCCAUAAACUAGGGGUAGUUGUGGUUGGUGCCCACAAUCUUUAUCCUGAAGAUGAUGAAGGUUCAUGCAGUGCCUUUGUGGAGCUUAGCUUUGAUGGUCUGAGGCUACGCACCACUGUUAAAGAAAAGGACCUAAAUCCAGUUUGGAAUGAAAGCUUCUACUUCAACAUUUCUGAAUCGUCCCAUCUCGACAAACUUCGACUGGAUGCCUAUGUCUACCACAGUGUCAAGCCUACCUACUUCAAGACCAAGUCGUUUCUUGGGAAGAUUAGAAUCCCUGGGGAUUCUCUUUCCACAUAUUCUGAUGAUAUUGCCACAGACUUCCUUCUGGAAAAGCGUGGCAUCUUCUCACAUGUGAGAGGAGAGCUCACCCUCAAGGUUUAUGUUACUGGUCCUGAACCAUCAAACAUGUCCUCAUCCACCCCAACAGCUCAAGAACAGUUGAUGACUCAGGGAAUUUCAAAUCCUGCUACACGAAAUGCGGAGGAAGCUGAGACAAGGCACACCUCUCACCGUCUUCCUAAUCCAAGUCAUCAUGAGAACCAACCACGACAACGUCCAGGUGCCCCGCCAUUUUCAAUCAAGGAUGAUACGUGUGGCUUUGCACUUAAGGAGACAAGCCCCAACCUUGGAGGUGGACAGGUUGUCGCUGGCCGUUUUAUUAACGGACCCAAGACUGCAAGCGCCUAUGAUCUAGUUGAACGGAUGGAUAUUCUUUAUGUAAAGGUCGUUAAUGCUCGUGAUCUUCCUUCAAGGGGUGUAACAGGCAGUCUUAAUCCAUUCGUUGAGGUAAAAGCCGGAAACUAUAAAGGGACUACAAAGCACUUUGAAAAGCAGAAAAAUCCAGUAUGGAACCAGGUUUUUGCAUUUUCAAAGGAGAGGAUGCAAAUGCGUGAAUUGGAAGUUUUGAUAAAGCACAAGGAUCCGAGCCAAGAUGAUGACAUUGUGGGGUACGUAACUUUUCCCCUCCAUGUGGUUCCAACAAUAGUCCCACCUGAAAGUCCUCUGGAGCCAAAAUGGUACCCGCUUGAGGGGCAGAGAGUAAGAAGGAUCAAAGGUGAGGUUAUGCUCGCAGUCUGGUAUGGUACCCAAGCAGACACUGCUUUUUCAGAGGCAUGGCAUUCUGAUGCAGUUCCCUUGCAUAGCUCACAGUCACAGAUUGACUCCACAGUAAUACGCUCAAAGAUCUAUCAGGCACCAAGGUUGUGGUACGUGCGAGUUAAUAUAAUAGAAGCACAAGACCUGUUUGUAAGGGAGGAUGACAAUUUGCCAAAUGCAUAUGUCAGGUUAAAGAUGGGAAACCAGGAUUUAAGAACAAAACCAGUUCAGGAUCAGAACCUAAACCCCAUUUGGAAUGAAGAAUUUUUAUUUGUCACGACUGAUGACCCCUUUCCAGAUUUGGUCCUCUCAGUUGAGGAUCGUGUGGGUAAUAAAGACACCCUUAUUGGGAGCGCCUUGAUAAAGCUGCAUGAUGUACAAAUGCGUGUCGAUGACCGCAGCAUUCCCAGCCGGUGGUUUAAUCUAGAAAAGUCGUCGGUUACUGAUCAUCCUGAUGAUGCAACCAAUGAGGUUCUCCUUCAAGAGUCCAACUCCGGAGAUGACACAUUCUCAAGCCGCGUCCAUCUCCGGAUUUGUAUAGAAGGAGGAUACCAUGUAUUCGAUGAGACAGCUUAUUACAGUAGUGAUUUCCGCCCCACAGCGGAGCAGCUCAGGAGGCCGUCCAUUGGGGUUUUAGAGCUCGGAAUUCUAGGUGUUGUAGGGAUUCAACCGAUUAAACCACGUGAUGACAGGGGCACAGCAGAUACAUACUGUGUAGCAAAGUACGGUGAUAAAUGGGUCCGGACAAGAACCAUUGUUGACAACCUGUCUCCAAAAUACAAUGAACAGUACAACUGGGAGGUUUUUGAUCCUGCUACAGUCCUUACCGUAGGGGUAUUUGACAAUAGCGAGCUGCUCAGUGAGGUUCAUGGUGAUUCUAAUACUAAUAAUAGUGGUAAUUACUACAAACACCAGAAAAUUGGGAGGGUUCGAAUUCGCAUCUCAACACUAGAAGUAGGCCGGAUAUACACACACUCAUAUCCACUGGUGGCUCUGCACCCAUCAGGUGUUAAGAAGAUGGGGGAGUUGCAUUUGGCAAUUCGGUUUUUGUGUCCCUCUCUUCUAAACAGGCUUUACAUAUACUCACAACCGCUUCUACCAAAGAUGCACUAUGUAAGCCCAAUCAGUGAUAUGGAGUCUGAUAGGUUACAUUUCCAAGCUGUCAACCUAGUUGCUGCAUGGCUAGUUCAAGAUGAGCUCCCGCUCAGGAAGGAAGUGGUGAGAUACAUGUGUGACAUCGACGUCCAUAUGUUUAGCUUGCGACGGAGCAAAGCAAAUUUCUUCAGGGUUAUGUCGACUUUAUCAGGAUUGUUUGCUCUAUUCAAAUGGUUUAGUGAAAUUUGCAUGUGGAAGAAUCCUAUAAUGACGGUGCUUGUCCAUGUUCUCUUCUUUAUGCUUGUUCGGUUCCCGCAACUAAUUUUCCCCACAAUUUUUAUUUACCUGUUUCUAACUGGGUUAUGGAACUUCCGCUUCCGGCCUCUUUAUCCUCCCCACAUAAGCACAGGCUUGUCAUACGCUGAGUUAGCGCACCCCGACGAGCUAGAUGAGGAAUUUGACUCGUUUCCAACCACUCGGCGUCCGGACAUUGUGAGAAUGAGAUAUGAUCGCUUGAGGAGUGUGGCUGGUAGAAUUCAGACUCUAGCUGGUGAUGUUGCUGUCUAUGGGGAGCGAAUUCAGGCACUAUUAAGCUGGCGAGAUUCGCUAGCUACGGCCCUGUUUGUAACAUUCUGCUUUGUAGCUGCCUUAGUUUUCUAUUUCACGCCAAUCCACGUGGUGGUAGCACUGGCAUGGUUGCUUAUAAUGAUGCCUCCAAGGUUUCGCCGCAGCUGGCCUUCAGGACCAAUCAACUUCUUCCGCAGGCUGCCUGCUAAGGCUGAUAUUUUGUUAUAA
Molecule: messenger RNA, 3012 nt
Organism: Prunus dulcis (almond)
Lineage: Eukaryota; Viridiplantae; Streptophyta; Magnoliopsida; Rosales; Rosaceae
Product: FT-interacting protein 7-like
Exons: 1
Coding region: 13-3012 (999 amino acids)
Source: RefSeq, a predicted model, not a curated record